This is a messenger RNA of Oryza sativa Japonica Group (Japanese rice), 2604 nucleotides long. Its product is annotated as cyanidin 3-O-rutinoside 5-O-glucosyltransferase. Lineage: Eukaryota; Viridiplantae; Streptophyta; Magnoliopsida; Poales; Poaceae. The record is from RefSeq and is a predicted model, not a curated record. Gene Ontology annotation, molecular function: quercetin 7-O-glucosyltransferase activity; quercetin 3-O-glucosyltransferase activity.
AAUAGCAGAGAAGAGAUAGAUCGAAUUUAGAUUUAUAUGUUUACAGAGUGAUUUAAUCAUCAUGAUAUAUCUUGUUAAAUCUUAUCAAUUUUUUCACAACUACUUAUCACACAUUUACACGCAUACACUUGGCCACUUAGGUGUAAAAGAACAGCCAUAUAUACUGGCAGGCAAUGCAGGCUACAUCUCUCAACACCCAAAGCUUGUCUUUGUCGCGAACACAAGCUACCCCAACUCCGGCCAUGGCGCGCCAGCACUUCCUCGUCGUCGCGUACCCUGGCCAGGGCCACAUCAACCCGGCCCGAGCCCUCGCCGCGCGCCUCGCCCGCGCCACCGGCGCGCACGUCACCCUGUCCGUCGCCGUGUCGGCGCACCGGCGCAUGUUCCCGUCCCUCGCCGCCCCCGACGAGGAGGUCCACGACGCCGACGCCGGCGGCGGCGGGAUCUCCUACGUCCCGUACUCCGACGGCUACGACGAAGGGUUCCGGCUGUUCGCCAGCGACGGCGAGGCGGCGUGGCGGCACUCGGAGACGUUCGGGCGCGUCGGCCGCGAGGCGUUCGCCGGCGUGGUGGACCGCCUCGCCGCGCGCGGCCGCCCCGCGACGUGCGUCGUGUACGCGUUCCUGAUGUGGUGGGCGGCCGACGUCGCGCGCGAGCGCGGCAUCCCGCGGGUGCUCUACUGGAUCCAGCCGGCGACCAUGCUCGCCGUGUACUACCACUACCUCCACGGGCUCGAGGAGCUCGUGACGGAGCACGCCGGCGAGCCGGAGUUCACGGUGGACAUGCCGAGCCUCCCGCCGAUGGCGAUCCGCGACCUCCCCAGCUUCUUCACCGACCUCGCCGACACCAGGCUCGCCGCCGCGUUCCACGGCGUCCGGACGACGAUCGAGCAGCUGGACAUCGAUCGCCGGAGCAGCAGCAAGCCGCCGAUGGUGCUCGUCAACACCGUCGAGGAACUAGAGCUCGACGUCCUCGCCGCCUCCUUCCCUGACCUUGACAUCCUACCCAUCGGCCCGGCCGCCACCUCGCUCGACGGCGGCGGCGCAGCCGCCGCCGCCAGAGCGUCGCACGACCUGUACAGGCACGACGAGAAGGGCUACAUGGAGUGGCUCGACGCGAAGCCGGCGGGGUCGGUGGUGUACGUGUCGUUCGGGAGCAUGUCGGUGGUGAGCAGGCGGCAGAAGGAGGAGCUCCGGCGAGGCCUCGCCGCCACCGCGCGGCCGUACCUGUGGGUGGUGCGCAGCGACGACAGGGACGACGGCGACGGCGACGGCGACGGCGGCGGCAUGGUGGUGGAGUGGUGCGACCAGGUGCGCGUGCUGUCGCACGGCGCCGUCGGGUGCUUCGUGACGCACUGCGGGUGGAACUCGACGCUGGAGGCCGUGGCGUGCGGCGCGCCGAUGGUGGCGGUGCCGCAGUGGUCGGACCAGGACACGAACGCGCGGCUCGUCGCCGGGUGGGGCGUCGGCGUGCGCGCCGCCACCGGCGCCGACAGGGUGGUCGAGGCGGGCGAGCUCGCGAGGUGCGUGGAGACGGUCAUGGCGGACACGGAGGCGGCUGCCGCCGUGCGCCGGAGCUCGGUGGCGUGGAAGGCGAAGGUGCGGGAGGCCGUCGCCGAGGGCGGCUCGUCGGAUCGUAAUUUGAAGGCUUUCUUGGACCGAAUUGCAAAUGUUGCGUAGAUAAUCCAAUUCACCGUUCGUCAGGGAUGAUGAUGAUGUCUGGCUAAGUGUCAAAAUGGCUAAGGUUGGCGUGUCAUUUCAAGUGAAUUAAAAAAAGGUAAAAGUACGUGACGACGAUAUAUGGUUUUAAUUUUGUAAAAUGUUAGUAGCAUAUCCUAUUAAUAUCGUGAAUAAUAAUAAUAUUUUUUUAAAUUGAUUAAGUCACAAUGGCAUCGAUCAAAUUAACCUAAAAAAUUAAUCCUUUGACGUGAAAAUGGAAAUAAUUUACAACCUCCGCGUAACGUGCACACAGGAGGGUUGUCGUUGUGCAUGCGGGAAAAGUAUUUUUUUUACAUGUAGAUGCAAUCCAACAUAGUGUAUCUAUGUCACCUAUGUAAUUAAAUAAAUAUUUCAUAAAAUUUGACAAGGUAGAUAAAGAUGAUAUAAACCACUAUGCAAACAUGCACAUCGAGAAAAUAACAAGUUCUAUUUGUGCUAGAUAGGUACUGUUUACAGUCUAAUUUUAUUAUUUUUGUUUUUCUGAUUAUAUAUUGAUUUUAGGCUUGCUCGAUUGUGUAUAGACUUGUGCCAUUGUGAACAAUACUAUCAUUUUUUUCUUUCAUAUUUUUCCAUAUCUAUUCAAGUCACAUGUAAAUGAUUAGGUGGGAUUGCACCUAGGUGAAAAAAAAAAUCCAUAUCCUUAGUGACAGGUCUACACUCUGAAGUGAACACUCCAAGUCUCAAAGAGCAAGUUUAAUACUCCUAUGAGGGAAUCAAUGGGAUCCCGGGUUUGUCACUUUGUCUUUCACAUGAUCACAUCACCAUUGGCAAUUUGGCAUUGAGUGUUGCUUGCUAUACAGGCAACAGUGUUGUUCAUUAAUGUAGUAUUGGUUUGCAAUUGCAUGGACAAGUUUUGUAUUUCACAUGAUCACAUCACUAUUGGCAA